This is a messenger RNA of Prosopis cineraria, 859 nucleotides long. Its product is annotated as probable bifunctional TENA-E protein. NCBI's taxonomy places the organism in Eukaryota, Viridiplantae, Streptophyta, Magnoliopsida, Fabales, Fabaceae. The coding region runs from base 21 to 785 and encodes 254 amino acids. The record is from RefSeq and is a predicted model, not a curated record. The transcript has 3 exons. Gene Ontology annotation, cellular component: cytosol.
AGUCUUCGAGGAGCCUACUAAUGUCUUCCUCUUCUUCACCCUUCAGAAGCAACGUGAAAUUUGUCCACCAGCAGAGGAUUCUACACGAAGGGAAGAUGGAGGAGAGAAUGAAGGCUGAGGAGAAGAAAAUUGGAGUCAUAGAGGCGUGGUUGAGGAAGCACCGACUUCAGUUCACCGGAGCCACCAGGCACCCUUUCGUCCUCUCCAUUCGCGACGGCACCACCGAUAUGGCUUCCUUCAAAACAUGGCUGGCACAAGAUUACUUAUUUGUCAGAGCCUUUGUUCCAUUUGCGGCCAGUGUACUGAUAAAAGCUUGGAAGGAAUCAGAUGACAGUUCAGAUAUGGAAGUAAUACUGGGGGGAAUGGCUUCUCUGGAGGAUGAGAUAUCAUGGUUCAAAAGAGAAGCCUCCAAGAGGGAUGUUCCACUUUCUGACGUAACUCCUCAGCAAGCAAAUAUUAACUAUUGCAGGUUCAUGGAGAAUCUAAUGGGACCAGAAGUGGAAUAUACAGUGGUGAUAACAGCAUUCUGGGCCAUAGAAACAGUGUAUCAGGAGAGCUUUGCACACUGUCUUGAAGAAGGUUCCAAGACCCCACCAGAACUGAAGGAGACAUGUGAGAGAUGGGGAAAUGAAGGGUUUGGUCAGUAUUGCCAGUCUCUGCAAAAGAUUGUCACUCGGCGCUUGCAAAGGGCUUCGGAUGAUGUGCUCAAAAGGGCUGAGCUUCUGUUGCUGAGUGUUCUUGAUCUUGAAGUUGAGUUUUGGAAUAUGAGCCGUGUAAAUGCCUAGAACUGUUGACAGACGACCCCUUUGUUUCCGUAUUUCCAUAUGAUAUAGUUGGAUCCUAAUGCUUGAAACUAUAA